Messenger RNA from Naegleria lovaniensis, 3720 nucleotides. RefSeq lists its product as uncharacterized. The transcript has 2 exons. Gene Ontology annotation, molecular function: ubiquitin-protein transferase activity; protein kinase activity; ATP binding. The coding region runs from base 1 to 3720 and encodes 1239 amino acids. NCBI's taxonomy places the organism in Eukaryota, Heterolobosea, Eutetramitea, Acrasida, Naegleriidae. The record is from RefSeq and is a predicted model, not a curated record. Gene Ontology annotation, biological process: protein phosphorylation.
AUGUUUCAAAGAAACAAACCAACAAGGAAACCUCCCUAUUCAUUGGAAAUUCCCACAUCCAUGCUACAAGUGGUGGAUGCUAUAUGUUUGGGAUAUCCCUCGAUCAGUCGAGAGAGAAUUAUUGUCUUGUUGAAAAAGUAUCAUUAUUCGGAACAAAAAGUGAGAGAAUAUUUAGAUCAAUGGAUGAGAACAACAACAUCCAAUCAAAGUCUCACCACUUUCCAUGGCAACUCUCUCUCAGAUCCAUUGAAUCAAAAUCCGUUUGCAUCAUCCAAUGCAAUUGAUAUCCACUCUCCGAUCCUAUUUAUAAAUAAUAAUAAUAAUAAUAAUAACAACCGAAAUGAAUUAACGGACAAGUUUGAAAACAUCAAGGAUCAAACCAUUGCUGCUGCAUCUCCUAUUUCUGUACAUCAAGAACAUGUAACGACUAAUUUUGAAUCCAACCCGAAUAGCAGCCUAGCAUCAGAAUCAAAUUCGAAUAAGAUCAAUGAAGUAACUGUUACUUCAUCAAAAAACGUGAAAGCAAAAAGAAAGGGAAAUGUUUCUUCACAUUUAUUUAAAUUAACUUGUCAAAUAGAUUCCUCAGCACUCUCAGGAUCAUUUUCUGAUACAUGGAUGCAAAUUACACAAUUUAGGAAUUCUCUCAAUGAAUCAUUAUUUGAAUUGAGUGGAUUGUUGAAAGAGGAAAUUAAAGGAGUUUGUAACACUCAACACGUAGAAUCAUUACCUAGAUCUACUGCUCUUCAUAUCGAUCUUGUAAAUAGACAAUUAGCAGAAUUAGAGUCAUUUGAACAAAAUCUUCACAAUUUCAUCACUCAAAAUAAUACAAUGACGCCAGAAAUUUUGAAUGGAGUUGAGACCAGAGAGAAAAUGAGACAUGAAGUUCUUGACAAUUUACGAAAUUUAUCAAAAGAUCUUCAGGACCAACUCUCAAAAUUCGAACAAAAUGAAAAACUAGUUUCUAACAUUUCAGAAAUGGAACGACUUUUAAACCUUGUACAGCCUAAAUACCAAACAAUCAAUAGCAACACCACACAGGAUAGCAAUUUUGUUGAACUGCUAUCGAAUGCGGAGAAAUACACAGAGUACAUUAAAAAGGCCAACCAAAAGUUAUCAUUGGCGUUUCAAAGAACCAAUAAGGCCUAUUUUGAAUUUUUGAAUGCGCUACACGAUGAAAAGACCAUGAUUGAGGAAUUCAAGAACGAAACACAAGUAUCCAGUGAAGACUGUGCUCAAACAAUUGUACAAUUAACUCCUACAUUUAUACAAUGCUGCAAAAAUUCAGAUACAUUGAAUUUGAACGAAAGUGUCACUCACAUCAAGGAACUUGAAUCGUUUUAUUCGAAAAAAAUUGAUGAAAUGAGAAUAUUUAUGGAUAAUACCCCCACACCAGAUUUAACAACGAUAGAGAAUAUAUAUUCCACUCUUUGUGGUCUGAAAUCUGAACUACGAGAUGCCAAGAGAAAUCAUUUAAAGUUAAAAUUCAUGAAAGAAUCACAUGAAAUCGAUGGAGCAAGUAAGGAAGUUUUAUUGGCGUUGGAAUCUCAAGUUCAACAAGCAAGUGCAGUUGUGAAUGAAUGUGAACAAAAAAUUCAAACACUUGAAAAGGACAUUGAAACUCUGAGCCAAACUCAUCCAGAGGUGACUCUCUACUUGAAUACUAUUUCCAAACAAGAUAUUCCGAUACCUAAUUUAUUGAAAGACUCCAAACUUGAAGUUAAGAGAUCGUUAAAAGAUUACGAAAUUUUAAAAUAUAUUAAUCCAAGAGUUUUGAAAGUGAAAUUUGCAAACAAGAUAUCCAUCUUGAAACAAUAUUCCUUCUCCAAUGACUCGAGUCGAAGGCAGUUCAUUAAGGAAGUUCACAUUUUAUACAAACUCAAUCACCCUUGUGUCGUGAAAUUAGAAGCAUUUUUCAUUGAAAAAGAUUUUGUAAAUGUUCAAAUGGAAUAUAGAGGAGAUGAAACAUUGACGGAAUGGCUCUCUACCAAUCCUUCUGAAUUUGAAAAACGACACAUUUUUCAUUCCAUUGCACAAACCAUCAAGUACAUUCAUGAUAAUGGAAUUAUUCACUGUGAUAUUAAACCUGAUAACAUUGUACUCUCUCCUCUUUCAAGAACGACUCGAAGCGAACCAUGGAUUGAACCACAACAACAACAACCACACAACAUGUAUAGACCCAUUCUCAUUGAUUUUGACAUUUCCAAAGAUACUCAUUCUCUUACAAAAAGUUCCAUUACCAUCCGAAGUACACUUGGAUUUAUGGCACCUGAACUGGUUCAUGCCUCAUUUGGUAAUGAAGAAUUUACACGUUCACUCCUUUCUCCAGCCAUUGAUAUUUGGGCUUUUGGAGCCAUGAUGUUUAAAGCAUAUUAUCCAGACCAUGAAAUUAUCAUCAUGCCCAACGAGAGUAGUGCAACCAUUCCAGAUCAUUAUGAGAAUGUCUAUUUGAAAGAUUUACUUUUGCAAUGUCUUCAAAAAGAUCCUAAACAACGUAUUUCUGCACAAGAUCUAUCUUCACACAUUUACUUUCAUACUUCCAUUUAUCAUGAACUUUCAGUACAUGGUCAAUUGGUUACCACAGAAGACAAGAUGCAAUCAUUCACUCGAUUCUUGUAUCACUACAAACGAAGAAUGCAACGAGAAAAAUCUGAAAUUAUUCAAAUCAAAAUGAAGAGAGAGAAAAUUGUGACGCAUACCAUUGAAGCAUUUACUUCUUUGAGUGCUGAAGAUUUAUUGCAACGUUUACAAAUUCAAUUUUAUGGUGAAAUUGGACAUGAUUUAGGUGGACUCACCUCCAACAUGUACACUGAAUUUUUCAAGCAAUGUAUUUCUCCAGAAUUUAAUUUAUUUGAAUGUGGAGGAAAUUGUAAAACCUUCUUGCCCAAACCAAAUGCAGAUCCGAAGCUAUUUGAGGCCAUUGGUAAAAUAUUGAUUAAGGCAAUUUAUGAUCAAAGAGUCAUUCCUGAAGUAUUAUCUCCAUUUGUAUUUAAAUUUCUGUCUUACAAACCUACUUUGAAUGAUGAUCCCAACUAUUCCAAAUUACUUAUAACCUUUAGAGAUUUAGAAUUGUAUGAUGAGUCAAUUGCAAAUUCACUUCGUUUGUUACUAUCUCAUGGUGGAGUGGAAGAAUGGUGUUUGGACUUUUCUGAAAUUCCAGGAUGUGAAGAAAAGUUGGUCACCGAUGAAAACAAGAAGGAAUUUGCAUUACUCAAAAUGAGACAUGUCAUGCUGACUCAAAGAUUGGAACAACUAAAAGCUCUGAAAAAAGGUUUUGACUCUAUUGUGGAAUUACAACAAUCACAACUCAUUAUAUUUUCAUGGAAAGAGCUCAUGCUGUUAUGUUGUGGAUCUGACUAUAUCGAUUCUCAAGCCAUUAUUUCCUUAUUGAAAUUUAAAGGAUUUUCAUCGAACAGUACGACUCCAAAUCAUCUGAUUGAGGUGAUUUCUGAAUUUUCAACCGUUGAAUUGAGACAAUUUAUUGAGUUUGUGACUGGGUUGUGUGGCUUUUCCUAUUCGUGGACUCAACAAGGAUCAUCGACUCAAACACGACGUAUCACCAUCCAGAAAGUUUCAUCAUCGAGAGAGUCUCUUCCUGUAUCUCAUGUGUGCUCAUUUACCUUAGACAUGCCAGAUUAUGAUGAUAAGGAAUUGCUCAAAAUGAAAUUGUUACAGGCCAUUGAUUUUUCUUCCAACUCAUUGACAGGAUUUCACAUCAUUUAG